GCAGGUUCCGGUGACCGCGGAGACGCCGAAGGCAGCCGAAUGGAGGAGGUGCCUCAGGGCUGUCCCGGAACCGGCAGCGCCCAGGCGGGCCGAGGGGCCUCAUGUCAGGGCUGCCCCAACCAGCGGCUCUGUGCCUCCGGAGCCGGCGCCGCUCCCGACCCAGCCAUAGAAGAAAUCAAAGAAAAAAUGAAGACCGUGAAACACAAAAUCUUGGUGUUGUCUGGGAAAGGUGGUGUUGGAAAAAGCACGUUCAGUGCCCACCUUGCCCACGGCCUAGCAGAGGAUGAAAACACACAGGUCGCUCUUCUGGACAUUGAUAUAUGUGGGCCAUCAAUUCCCAAGAUAAUGGGACUGGAAGGAGAACAGGUUCACCAGAGUGGCUCGGGCUGGUCUCCGGUGUUCGUGGAAGACAAUCUGGGGGUGAUGUCAGUGGGUUUCCUGCUCAGCAGUCCUGACGACGCCGUUAUCUGGAGGGGACCAAAGAAAAAUGGCAUGAUCAAGCAGUUCCUUCGUGACGUGGACUGGGGAGAGGUGGACUACCUCAUCGUGGAUACCCCGCCUGGCACGUCGGAUGAACACCUGUCGGCCGUCCAGUACCUGUCGGCGGCACACAUCGAUGGGGCUGUGAUAAUCACCACCCCUCAGGUGAAAGUAGGAGUGGCUCAUAAUUGCCUUCCAUAUGUCCUUCACAAAGCCAGCAAGACCCCUGGUGCCAUUCCAAUCUGGCUUGUCCCUUGUGGUCACGUCACCCUUACUGUGCUCACGCAACCUGCGUGCUGCUUCCGUGCACCUCGUCCAGUUUCCCAGCAAGCUGGCCUGGGGUAUAGACCAAUUUCUGGAUAAGCCGCUGCAGUCCUUGCUCCUCCUUCAGCAAUGCCCAGCUCCUGUACCAGUCACCUAGAGGCUGUGCUGAACCCAAACUGAGGAGAGCACAGGAGUGUCCUCUGGAGCGAAUCCACCAGUGAGCAAACGCAGUCCGGUCUGCCACGGGCUUUAUUAUCGUUGAAAAGAAAGCAGUAGAUUACUCUUUUCAGUUGUACCUUUUGCCACGAUAUUCUUCUCCACUCCUAAGAAAGCACAACAAAGGAGGCUUUAGUCUGUCCGUGAAUCAGUCCAUACCACCCCUCGUGUUUCACCAAACCUUUGCAGAGUACCAGCUCUGCGUGGGCCCCGUGCCAGGCACCAGGGAAGCAACAGGCCAGUUCUCCCUCACGGCCUGUGUGGCUCAUGGAGGAAGGUGGGUGCCGGACACGAGGCACACACGGGGCUCCAGCAACGUGUGAGAGGCACCGUGCGCCACGUGAAGGUGCCCGGGUUGGGGAGUGCUAUGACGAGGUGUGUGUGUGACAUCACUCUGGUGCCCUGUGGAGAGGGUCUUGGGGGCACAUGGAAGGUCAGGACACUACUUAAGUGGCGAGAGUGGGGAGCACCUGGCCCAGGGGGUGGUAGUGAAGAUGGACUUAUUCUUAACAAUGUUUUUGAAUUUUUACUGAGGGGGCCCCGCUCUAAACCAGCAGUACUGUCAGGGGCAGGUCGCGAACAAAUUACCUAAAAGGAAAAGAAUCUAUUUGGAACGGAGCACUGUGAUGUGGGAUGUUGAUAGUGGGGAGGUUUAUGGGUAGGGGGGCAAGGGGCAUACAGGAACUCUUUCUGUUCAGUUUUGCUGUGAACAUAAAACCACUCUAAAGUCAUCUAUUAAGAGACAACAAAAAUCCAGUUGGCACAAAGGUGGCCUCUCCAAAGCCACAUUUUACUGUGAAAGCGAGCAUGGUGUCCCCUUUUGGUUCAAGAGGGAAACAGACUGAGCAGAUACUGGCCUUUCUCCAGGAAGCCGUGGGAGGAUGUCCUGCAUUUGGUAUUCUUCGUGUGGAACGUCUCUGGAGAGUGUGACUUAAACACGGUCACCCACCUUCUCAGAGCCCUUCCCAGCCAUUGGCAGAGGCAGGCGGCUCUCUUUUGGGGGUCCUUUUUGACAAAGCAGGGGCUUUACUUAAAGGACCAUUAAGGAGAGAACCGCAGAGGUGCAGUGAGAUGCAGAGACUAAUACCGGUUGACACCAGCUUAUUUUCUAGCUAAAUGCCUUUUUGUCUGUACCUCAGUCUCAAAGGGACCGAGAACCAAAUGUGUGUGUCAGGAGGAAGAGGCGACUCGAAGCCUUGAACCUUUGGGAGCCCAGGAGUGUCAGGGCCACCGAGGCUAGGGGAGCACACAAGUGUGGGGUGUGCCCGUACUUGACAACAGCAGGCUAGGAAUUGUGUGUCUGUGAUCCCAUGACCCGGGGAGAAGUAGAGAGGGUACCAAGCCAGGAUGAUACGCUACUUACUGUCGAAGGCGCUUUUGGAGUUCACAAGUGAAUUUGAUCUAAAUGUGGCGACAUUCCUUAUUUUCUUGUCCAUCAAGUUGUUUUCAUUCAUAAUAGUCUAGAUCAGAGAUUAGCGAACUUUUUGUAUAACGGGCCAGAUAGUAUUUUAGGUUUUGUGAACCACACGGCCUCUGUCGCAAACACUUGUACCACUGUAGGACAAAAGCAGCCAGUGAUAAUAUACAGAGGGCCGGGCGGGGCUGUGUCCAGAAGUUUCUUUAGAAAAACAGAUGAGGUCGCCUGUGUGGCUCAGUCAGUUAAGCGUCCAACUCUAGGUUUCCGUUCAGGUCACGAUCUCCAGUCAGGAGAUCAAGCCCUGCAUAA
Callorhinus ursinus (northern fur seal) is the source of this 2686-nucleotide messenger RNA. RefSeq names its product NUBP iron-sulfur cluster assembly factor 1, cytosolic (gene NUBP1). Gene Ontology annotation, biological process: iron-sulfur cluster assembly. Gene Ontology annotation, cellular component: cytosol. The record is from RefSeq and is a predicted model, not a curated record. Gene Ontology annotation, molecular function: 4 iron, 4 sulfur cluster binding; ATP binding; ATP-dependent FeS chaperone activity. Lineage: Eukaryota; Metazoa; Chordata; Mammalia; Carnivora; Otariidae.